This is a messenger RNA of Protopterus annectens (West African lungfish), 1024 nucleotides long. RefSeq names its product COMM domain containing 9 (gene COMMD9). The record is from RefSeq and is a predicted model, not a curated record. Bases 40 to 633 code for a protein of 197 amino acids. NCBI's taxonomy places the organism in Eukaryota, Metazoa, Chordata, Ceratodontiformes, Protopteridae. The transcript has 6 exons.
AAAUCGUAUACAGCUGACUUAUCACAUGACAAAAUAUAAAUGGCUUCUCUGAGUGAUGUGAAGUUUGCAGCUUUAGAGCUGCUGCUUAAGGCUUCUUCAAAAGAUACCGUUAGGCAUUUAUGUGGGGAAAGUUUUUCAUCCUCUGCAGUAUGUUCAAACAGACUGGUUGAAAGUACUGCAACAAACCUUUCUGUAACAUCAGAAGAAGCACAACAGUUACUCCAUUCGUUACAUCAUCUUAUUCGAUAUAUUGUGUUUAAAGGGUUAACAUCUGCUGAUGAGAUCCUGCCACUUUUUCCCAAAGAAUUCCAUCAGAGUCUUAAAAAUUUACUGACCAAAAUGUUCUUGGAAAAUAUACCUACCUGGAGAACCGAAGCACAGGCAAAUCAAGUCUCUUUGCCACAGAUGAUUGAUUUUGACUGGAGAGUGGAUGUGAAAACAGCCUCUGAUAACAUCAACAGAAUGGCGGUGCCCAGCUGCUUAUUACAGAUGAAGAUUCAAGAAGAUGCCAGCCUGUGUGGAAAUAAGCCAGUGAUUUCUACAGUCACAGUAGAAUUAAGUAAGGAAACUCUGGAUACUAUGUUGGAUGGACUUGGAAGGAUACGAGACCAACUUUCUGCUGUAGCAAAAUAAAUGACAAAAGAAUUUUGUGUGCAGCUGGAAAUUUUCAUCACUUUGAAAAAGAAAAUGCCACAGGCCAUUUCAAAGGUUGUAGCACUGCUGGUUUGUAAACCAUUUUGCUGACAACAGUAAUGUCAUGUCUAGAGUUGUGAUGGUCACAUAUAGAGAUAAAUUUACUGUUUAUGAGAACAGCUGUAUACAGUUUUUCCUCGUUUUGUGGAGUUGAGAUUUGGCUUCAUGAAAAUCUAUUCUGAACCCUUUGUUCAAACCAUUAUAUGGUGAUCAAAAGUUGUGUUUAUUAUAUGUGGGUCCCUCUACUUAGUUUAUCAUUGAGGGUAGCCUAUUUCUUGCUCUUGUAUAUGGAAGAGGGCACACAUCAAAUAAACCACUGGUCAUAUUCGUA